This is a messenger RNA of Anastrepha ludens (Mexican fruit fly), 3219 nucleotides long. RefSeq lists its product as uncharacterized. Lineage: Eukaryota; Metazoa; Arthropoda; Insecta; Diptera; Tephritidae. The coding region runs from base 2286 to 3035 and encodes 249 amino acids. The transcript is spliced from 4 exons. The record is from RefSeq and is a predicted model, not a curated record.
AAUUUUAUUUACUUUAUUUAUAUUUUGAUUAAAUUUACUUUACUUUAUUUUAUUUUUAUUUAUUUUAUUUUAUUUCUAUUUAUUUUAAUUUAUUUUAUCUCAAUUUUAAAAAAUAGUUUUCGUGGUUGAAUUAGCUCUACGCUCUCUGUUGACAAAUGUUUUACUCCAUAUACACGAAAAUCAUCUACUCACCUUCUACUUACAUCUACAGAGCCAAACAUAAAAUACCCCUAUUACAACGCCGGCAUACGUAGCGUAGCGUGCUGCUGCUGCUGCUGCUGCUGCUGCCUCUGCUGUUGUCAUCCUAUAAAAACGGCAAGAGCAGCACAUUCGGCAUUGGCAUUGGCAUUUAGCUAAUGGCGCUAGUGAGAAACUACAAAACAACACCACCACAAGUGCAGCUACUCGAUGUAGAGAAAACAACAAUACUCACAUCAACACAAUUGUUUUUAUCGGAAGCUGGCGCAGAAGCAGAAGCAGAUGAAAAAUUGCAGUAAUCGCCGGCGACGCUGCCACUACAACUACCACCACAAGUUACCGCUAUUAAAACGACAUCGCCCAAUUGUAUGGCUGUUUCGAAAAUGCUGCUUGACUAAACAUCUUCACCAAAUAAUUUUCGCGAUUCAGUUUGCUGGCAAUACUCAGACGAGGCUGACCCAGAGUCUUAUGAAAAAUAAUAAAAAUAUUCGUUUUUAAAAAUAUAAUAAUUUUUUGAAGAAAAAACUCGCGCCUUGCAUAUAAGACAUAGGCAGCAAAUAAAAGAAAAUUUUUUUAUUUUGCUAAUUUUCUUUUCAAUUUUUUGUUAUACUUUGGUUGAUUUUCUACGUUUUUGCAAAAAUUCAUUCAACAACCAAAGUGUCAAAGUCAGCGAAUUCUCUGAGGCCAGUCUCCGUCGUCAGUGCAAACAAAUUGGCGGUGAACAGAUAAGAAGCCGGUGUAGCUGAAGCGAGCGGGAAAGGAACAACAAAAAAGUUUCUAAAUACAUAUACGUGUAAUUCCGUAUAUAUUGUACGAAGAUAAAAUUACAGAAUUAUAUAUUUCAACAAAUAAAAUCUUUUAAAAACCUUGAAAGCAAAGAAAAGUUAAUUAUAUCAAAUUAAAAAAACAAAAAAAAAAAACAAAUUAAAAUAAAAGAAAAAAAUAUAACAUCAGCAGAAACACUUUUAACUAACAAAAAUAAGCAAUAAUAAAUAUAUAUGUAUGUCUACAAUAAUAGCAUAUUCAUCGUAUAACUGUGCAUAUGCCUACGAGUAAAACAAUGUGCUUGCUGUUUUGUGAAAAAGCGCUAAAAUCUAUUUUCAUAUAAUUUUAAUAUACACAAAAAGUAAAGAAAAAGCAUAAAUACUCUUAUGCUAUAUACAAAGAAGACACUAAAAUAAAUAACAAAAAGAUUAGAAAGUAAAAAACAAAAAAAUCAAAAGUAUUAAGUAGUUAAAAAAAAUAUCUGAAUUCAUCAAUGAUAUUACAUAACUUUCAGCACACAAGAAUUUUGAAAAAUUUCCAACAACAAGAAAUUGUUAAUUGAAAAACUGAGAUUGCUUAAUGCAUCCCAUAUGGUUAGCAGUGAAAGGCACUUUUACAAGCUUACAAAAACACGCAACUAUUGCUGAACUCAAAACUAUGCAAUAACUAUAAAUUUCAACUGAGCAACCAAAUAUACUACAUAUAAGUGUUACAAAAUUAUUAAAAAAAAGUUAUAAAUACAUGGAAAAAAAUACGUGCAAAUGUUAAAGUUUUGGUUAACUGUAUAAAUGUUGUUAAUUGCUUAUAUAUAUACAUAAAUAUAUACAUAUAAAUAUUGUUAAAACUGUUAGAAAGUGAAAAUUUAUUAAAAAGAAAAAACUCUAAAUUUAUUAAAAGCAAACAAAAACAAAAACUACAGAGCAGGUACCGAUGUACGUAUAACUGAGCAACAAAAAACGCAACGCUUCCAGAAAAAAAUAUCUCAUAAACAGUAGGCAAAGUUACUAUUUUUCAACUAAAAGCAUUUUAAGCAAUUUAAAGACAUUAAGGAUCAGAACAAGAGCGGCAACCAUAUUCUACACAGAUACAUAUUUUUGUGAAUUUUAUUCAACGAGUAGAAAGCAAGCUUUUACAAGGCGUAUCAACAUUUUGAAGGAAAAAUACACUAAACUAAAACAACAUAUUUUUGAAUAACUAAUUUUUUGGAAAAGAAAAAAAUUGAAAAAGAAAUAAAAAAUUUGAAAAGUGUGGCACCCACAUAAUUCUGCAGGCAGCUAAAACUCGCGCAUCAUCGCGUCACAGUCAAAGACACUCAUAUAUAAAUGUUGCACUACAAUUUAGGCGAGCAAUAUCCGCAAUUAUUGGCUACUCAACAACGCAAAAGAUAUCAGCAACACAAAUCACGGCAUCUGCAGGAGGACGAUCAGGCGCUGUUGCUACAGCAGCCGCCACAGUCACAGCAGCAACACCAAUCCUCUCAGCAGCAACAGCAGCCGAAAAAGCCUGUGCGCAUAUUUCGCGUACACUAUAUACGUCUCAAUUCCAAGGACGGUUGCGGUGGGCUCAAUAAAAGCAUCAGCCUCACCAAUCUCUCUACCAGUAGUGGCGGUGCAACUUGUGGUGGAAUAGGUGCAACAAAUGCAACAACAAAAAUGAAAACAAUUGCACCAAACAUUCGAAGGCGCCGUCGUUGUGACAAACAUCAUCUGGAAUUAGCUGCUACUGCGGCAGCUGCAGUUACCUCAAUAGGAUCGGCGGCGUGUGCACAUGGCGCUUCUAUUAGCAUGCCUGCCUCGGUAUGCUCAUCGGCUACCACUUCGACGGCCACUUCACCCAUUGAGGACAUUGCAUUGCCAGCACCGCCCAUAACGCCGCCACCGGCAUUUCUAUCGGCCGGUUAUAAGCGUUCGUGCACGACCUCGCCCGCGGCGGCGCCAGCAGGUACAACAUUAUCCGCUAGGGCAACAAAGGCUUCAGUAAAGAUGGGUGGAACUGCUGCUGCAAAGUCAUCGGCAGCGUUGGCGGCAAGUGGCAGUAAAGCAAUUCGUGUGCGUCGUUUGUUAGGUAUGUAAUUUUGAUGUCUGCUCAUUGCUCAUCACUAAGGUAAAGCUGGAUAAAAAUAAAAAUAAUUUUUUUUAAUAUAGGAAGCUCAACUAAAUCUAUGCUCAUAUAUCGCUGCUUAAUAAGAUGUUCUUGAUAUUGAAAACUUUAUAUCGGUUUUUGUAUUCAUAUGAAUCCAGAAAUGCCCGGAUUUAU